AUGGCUUCCACCCUUUCUAAUGGUCUCCAGAAGGUUAUGGACGGCGCAGCUUUCCAAAAUCCGAAGCUUGCCGAUAUCUCCAAGGACACCAAAGACUCCCAUGACUCCAAUGCUAGGCUUACUACCGAUUGGGGCAGCAAAGUGUCUGACACAGACCACUGGCUCACUGUCUCCACCGAAGAUCAGUAUGGCCCGGCAUUGUUGGAGGAUGGUCAUGCACGAGAGAAGAUACACCGAUUCGAUCACGAGCGUAUACCGGAACGAGUAGUCCAUGCCCGCGGUGCCGGAGCAUUCGGAACCUUCAAGCUCUACGAAAGCGCCCAAGACGUGACGAGUGCUGGGGUUUUGACAGACACUUCCCGAACCACACCAGUCUUCCUUCGGUUCUCCACGGUCCUUGGGUCGCGAGGUAGCGCCGAUACAGUACGUGACGUGCGAGGCUUUGCCGUCAAGUUCUACACUGAGGAGGGCAAUUGGGAUAUCGUGGGCAACGACAUUCCCGUCUUCUUCAUUCAGGACGCCAUUAAAUUCACGGACUUGAUCCACGCGGCGAAGCCUGAACCAGAUGUUGAAGUUCCGCAGGCCCAGACCGCCCACAACAAUUUCUGGGACUUCCAAUACCUACACUCCGAAGCCACUCAUAUGUUCAUGUGGGCUAUGUCAGAUCGGGGUAUCCCUCGGUCCUACAGAAUGAUGCAAGGGUUUGGUGUCAAUACCUACACCCUCACCAACGCGAAGGGCGAGAGACACUUUGUAAAAUUCCAUUUCACACCAACCCUUGGCGUUCAUUCUUUUGUGUGGGAUGAGGCGUUGAAAUUGGCUGGCCAAGACCCUGAUUUUCAUCGGAAAGAUCUUUACGAGGCUAUCAGUCAGGGAGUAUUCCCUACAUGGAAGUUCGGCAUACAGACUCUCGAGGAAUCACAGGAACAUGACUUUGACUUCGACAUCCUCGAUGCGACCAAAGUCUGGCCCGAGGAAAUGGUACCGAUUAGGUACAUUGGAGAGCUUGAACUUAAUCGCAACGUUGAUGAGUAUUUUACUCAGACCGAGCAGGCUGCUUUCGCAACUGGCCAUGUCGUUCCUGGCAUAGGUUUCUCCGACGAUCCUCUCUUACAGGGAAGAAACUUUUCCUACUUCGAUACUCAGGUUUCUAGACUCGGCAUCAAUUGGGAAGAGCUUCCCAUCAAUCGCCCCGUCUGUCCUGUUAUGAACCAAAACAGGGAUGGCCAAAAACGUCACACAAUUACUAAGGGCAAAGCCAACUACUGGCCAAACCGCUGGGAGUCUGCCCCGCCAGCCAAGCCUUCUGAGGGCGGAUAUGUCGACCAUCCAGAAAAAGUGGCGGGAAUUAAGACUCGUCUCAAAUCUCAAAAAUUUAAGGAUCACAUCUCGCAAGCUCAACUUUUCUGGAACUCCCAAAGCCCGCCUGAGAAGAUGCAUUUGAUCUCCGCCUUAGGCUUUGAACUCGACCACUGUGAUGACCCGGUCGUGUAUAAUAGAAUGAUCGAGCGUCUCUGCGAUAUUGACAUCGAGCUUGCCCAAGCCGUGGCCGAGAAGGCAGGUGCGCCCACGCCAACUAAACAAGGCAAGCCAAACGCAGGCAACCAAUCUGCGGGUCUAAGCAUUACGGCCUACAACGCACCAAAGCCAACGAUUGCCAGUAGACGUGUCGCUAUCCUCAUCGGCGACGGCUACGAUCCGGUCGCCUUCAAUGGAGUAUAUGCUGCUCUCAAGGCUGCAAAGGCCUUCCCCUUUGUCAUUGGCCCCAAGCGCCAGACUGUACUUGCGGAAGGCGAGAGCAAAGGUGGCAAAGGCGUUCAGCCAGACCAUCAUUUCGAAGGCAUGCGCUCUACCAUGUUCGAUUCCAUCUUUAUUCCUGGAGGUCCUCACAUUGAAACUCUGCGUAAGCAGGGCCGAGUGGUCCACUGGGUGCGUGAAGCGUUCGGUCAUCUCAAGGCCAUUGGUGCGACCGGCGAGGCUGUGAACCUUGUGAAAACAGCAUGUGAGGUCGAUGGUAUGACUUUCUCUGCUGCUGGUAGUCACGAUGUCGUCGACUCCUACGGUGUCGUCACUGCUGGAGCAGCGAAGCCUGAGUCAUUCAAGGAAACCAUCAACAUGGCCAAGGGUGCGAAGGACUUCAUCGAUGUCUACACUUUCAACAUCUCCCAACACAAGAACUUCGAUCGUGAGAUGGAUGGACUUUCUUCCAUGGUGGCUUACUAG
Molecule: messenger RNA, 2223 nt
Organism: Letharia columbiana
Lineage: Eukaryota; Fungi; Ascomycota; Lecanoromycetes; Lecanorales; Parmeliaceae
Exons: 4
Coding region: 1-2223 (740 amino acids)
Biological process (GO): response to oxidative stress; hydrogen peroxide catabolic process
Cellular component (GO): cytosol
Molecular function (GO): heme binding; catalase activity
Source: RefSeq, a predicted model, not a curated record